AUGACUGGAGAACGCAAGGUAGCCAUCAUCACUGGCGGAGCCAGUGGAAUGGGCCUAGAAGUCGUGAAAGCCCUCGCAGCCCGACCAGACUGGAAUAUCCACGUCCUCGACGUCAGCGACAGAGAAGUGGCAUCUACCUCAGCCAGAAUCACCUCCCACAAAGCCGACGUAACCAACUACGACCAGCUCGCCAAUGUCUUCCACACCAUCUUCACAACCUCGAACUCGCGGAUUGACUUCGUCUUCGCCAACGCAGGCAUCAUCGAAUCGCAAGACUUCUACAAGAAGCAGAAGACUUCUCCGCCUCCACCGCCGGACCUUCGAUCGAUUGAUGUAGAUUUGAAGGGAUUGGUGCAGACCUGCUAUUUGGCGCAGCAUUACUUCAGGCAGUCGACACAUAAAGGCCAGGGGGCAAGUUUGGUGCUUACGGCGAGUUGUGGAGCGCUGUACCCAAGCCAUUAUAGCCCGAUGUACACUGCUGCGAAACAUGGCGUACUGGGCUUCGGACGAGCGAUCGCGAACAAAAUGGCCCUGGAGGGCAUCCGCGUCAACAUAAUCUGUCCUGGCAUCGUCGAGACGAACUUGACAGGGGAGGGAGGUUGGGCUGGUUUCCCUCCUGGACUGUUCACGCCCGCAGAGAUGAUCUCGAAGACGGUCUUGCACCUUGUUGACGGCAAGGAGGAUCUCGUCGAUGCGUAUGGCGCUACGUAUUCAAAGGAGAAGCUGUAUGGGCUGGCGGUCGAGAUCAACAAGGAGAGUUUUUAUGUGAGAGGAAUCCCCGAAUUCUGUGACGACGAAAUGAAGGCGAUCAUGGAGGCGACAGAUCCAGAGAAGCAGAAGGGUGCCGUGAUCAAGGACUACGACUGA
Molecule: messenger RNA, 867 nt
Organism: Zasmidium cellare ATCC 36951
Lineage: Eukaryota; Fungi; Ascomycota; Dothideomycetes; Mycosphaerellales; Mycosphaerellaceae
Exons: 2
Coding region: 1-867 (288 amino acids)
Cellular component (GO): cytoplasm
Molecular function (GO): oxidoreductase activity, acting on the CH-OH group of donors, NAD or NADP as acceptor
Source: RefSeq, a predicted model, not a curated record